Molecule: messenger RNA, 1569 nt
Organism: Pyricularia pennisetigena
Lineage: Eukaryota; Fungi; Ascomycota; Sordariomycetes; Magnaporthales; Pyriculariaceae
Exons: 4
Coding region: 1-1569 (522 amino acids)
Biological process (GO): carotene catabolic process
Molecular function (GO): carotenoid dioxygenase activity
Source: RefSeq, a predicted model, not a curated record
AUGGCUGGCCAUUUCAAGAAUCCCGCGUACUCGCAAAAGUUCCCUGACCGCCCCCAGUUCUCGGGAUUCAUGAAGCCAUGCCGAUUCCAAGGCGAGGUAUCCAACCUGGAGGUCGAAGGGUCGAUCCCUCCCGAGAUCGAUGGUACCUUUUAUCGUGUCAUGCCCGAUCCGCAGUUCGUCCCAUUGGUAGAGAACGAUCCGUGGUUCAACGGCGAUGGAAAUGUCAGCGCGUUCCGCAUCAAGGACGGGCGCUGCGACUUUAAGCAGCGUUAUGUGCACACGGAAAAGUUUGUGCGUGAACGAGAGGCAAAGAGGGCAUUGAUGGGUAGGUCCACAACGUACGAGGCAAGAUUCCUCAUUCCCAGUUCUGCAGGCCAUGUAACUCAUCAUACCAUUUUUGCUUGGACUCCAAAAAAAAAAGGCAAAUACCGAAACAAGUAUACGGAUGCCGUCGAGUUCAAAGUCCGCAGUACCGCCAACACCAACGUCCUCUACUUCAACGGACGCCUGCUCGCCUGCAAGGAGGAUUCACCCCCUUACUCAAUGAACCCGGAUACCCUUGAGACAACCGGGCUUGAUACCUUUGACGGCCAGCUGCCGAGCCUGACCUUUACGGCGCACCCCAAGCUCGACGUCCACACCAAGGAGCUCAUCUGCUUCGGCUACGAAGCCCGUGGCGAUGGCACCCCGGAUGUGUGCUACUUUACCUUUGACAAAACGGGCGCCAUCGUCGAGACAGUUUGGCUGGUCGCCCCGGUAGUCGCCAUGAUCCACGACUUUGCCGUCACGGAAAACUGGACAUGCGAUCUGGAGCGGCUAAAAAACGGCGGGGAGCACUGGCAAUGGAAUCCCGAUAUUCCGUUUUACGUUGGCGUUUUGCCGCGGCGUGGAGCAAAAGCAUCGGAUGUCAAGUGGUUCAAAGCGCCCAACUCCUUCCCAGGCCACACGGUGAACGCCUACGAGGACGAGUCGGGCAAGAUCGUGUUCGACCUGCCGCUGACCAACAAGAACGUCUUCUUCUGGUGGCCGGACGCGCAGGGCAACUCGCCGGACCCCAAGGAGAUCGCGGCGCAGCUCGUGCGGUUCACGUUCGACCCGCGGUCCGACGCGCUCGACCUGCCGGCGGCCGAGGUGCUCUGCAGGCUGGACUGCGAAUUCCCGCGGGUCGACGACCGGUUCUCGAUGGGCAGGCACACGCGGGCCGUCUUCGACAUGAUGGACCCGGCGCUGCCCACCGACAUGCCCGCCAUCAUGCGCGUCUGGGGCGGCGGCCACCCGCUGUACAACUGCCUCGGCCACCUGGACUACGCCACCGGCCGCCUGGACCGCUACUUCCCCGGCCCGACGCACCUCGUGCAGGAGCCCGUCGUCAUCCCGAGGUCCGCCGACGCCCCCGAGUGCGACGGCUGGGUCCUCGUCCUCGUCAACAACUACUCCACCAUGUCCAGCGAGCUGCACAUCGUCGACACCAGGGACUUUUCCAAGCCCCAGGCCAUCGUCUACCUGCCCGUCAGGCUCAGGGCCGGCCUGCACGGGAACUGGGUCGACGCCGAGGAUUUGAAGGGGUAG